GGUGUGUGUCGGCCAACAAACAGGUGCUUUCAAUCGUCCCAAUUAGUAACCAUACCCUGGUAGGUGGGUAUAAAGGUUGGAGUCUGUAUCCUAACCAAAAUAGCUAGCAUUCCCACUGCUAAACACUAGUCCUGCCUGGUUUACGCGUGUUUGAGUAGAUAGAACACAAUGGCCUCCGCUGGUCUCCAGAUUCUGGGCAUUGCCCUGGCUAUCAUCGGUUGGAUCGGUGACAUCAUAAUCUGCGCGCUCCCCAUGUGGAAGGUGACUGCUUUCAUCGGCAAUAACAUCGUAACCGCGCAGAUCUUCUGGGAGGGCCUGUGGAUGAACUGUGUGCUCCAGAGUACGGGCCAGAUGCAGUGUAAGGUCUACGACUCCAUGCUGGCAUUACCUCAGGACCUCCAGGCCGCCAGGGCUCUGGUCGUCAUCUCCAUCCUCGUGGCCGUGAUCGGCAUUCUGCUCUCCAUUGCUGGUGGGAAGUGCACAAACUGCAUCAACGACGAGGCGGCCAAGUCCAAGGUGGCCAUCGCAUCCGGUGUGUUCUUCCAGGUCGCCGGCAUCCUCUGUCUGAUCCCGGUGUCUUGGUCCGCCAACACCGUCAUCAGGGACUUCUACAACCCGCUUCUCACCGACUCGCAGAGGAGAGAGCUGGGCGCGUCGCUAACAAUGAGCCGACAGAUCCUUGCCUUUGUCCUGGCCUUCAUCGGGUUCAUGGGGACCAUCGUGAUCUGUGCCCUGCCCAUGUGGAAGGUAACAGCCUUUGUCGGAGCCAACAUUGUCACUGCCCAGGUGUUCUGGGAAGGGUUAUGGAUGAACUGUGUUAUCCAGAGCACGGGCCACAUGCAGUGUAAAGCCUACGACUCCCUCCUGGCCUUGCCCCAGAACCUGCAGGCUUCCAGGGCUCUCAUCUGCGUCUCCAUUGGGGUCAGUGUGCUCGCCAUCGGGCUGACUGUAGUUGGGGCACAGUGCACCAACUUCCUCCAUGACGACUGGCUGGCCAAGUCGAAGGUUGGCAUUGCGGCAGGCGCGGUGUUCAUGGCAGCGGGGGUGUUGUGUGUUAUCCCCGUAAGCUGGUCCGCUCACACAAUCAUCCAGGGCUUCUACAACCCUCUGGCCACCCAGGAGAGGAGAGGGGAGCUGGGGGCGUCCAUCUACGUGGGGUGGGUGUCUGGAGCUCUGCUCAUGAUCGGAGGGGGGAUGCUCUGCAGCACGUACAGGUGCUGAGGAGGGAGAGGAUAUCAAAUGCUGGCCUUGUCCUGGAUGGAUGAGGGAAGGAAUGGAUAAGGGGAGGAAGGGAGGAGAGAGAGGGCUUAAAACAUUGUAUGUUUGAGGAAGAGAGAGGAUAACACAUUCUCUCCUCACUACCUUAAAGACAUGCCUAAGUCUGGGAUGAUUUAGUCCACAUUGCUCCCACCUAGAUGAUUUUCUUGUGUGGAGAUGUAUUAGGUGAGGCCUGUAGAUUAACUGUGUAGUAACUGUAUGGUGAAAUUUACAGGACAGGUGCAGUGACUGCAUCCCAAAUGGGACCCUAUACCCAAAAUAGUGCACUACUUUUGAACUGAGCCCUAUGGGCCCUGGUCAAAAGUAGCGCACUAUAUAGGACAUAGGAUUCCAUUUUGGAUGCAACCUCCUCCAUCACCCCAGACAGGGGUAUGCAGCAUCAGAGAGUGUUCCAUCACGGCUGUUUGUGGAGGUCAGAUAGAGGAGUAGUUCUGAGUGAUGUUUUAACAUGUUUCUUAUAUUGAUUGUAAAAAUAAAAAAAAAGAAGGAAAAAAAGAAUGCUUGACAAUGAGAGACUGGUAUCUGCUGGACAGCUCUUUAUUCACCAGCCUAAUCAGAGAGUUUUAAACAGAGUACACAGAUACACUGCUAUAUGACUGAAUCCAUGCAAAAUCAUGCAGGGUAAGGUGAGACGGUACCCCUGAGAUACAGUAUAUGACUGUACAGUAUAUGUGACGGAGAUCAGACUAGGUCAGGUUAAAUCAGACUCAGGUAAGAUCAGAAUAGGUCAGGAUAGAUCAGAAUCAGGGUAGAUCAGACUAGGUCCGACUCAUGUUAGAUUAGACUCAUGUUAGGUUAGAUCAGACUAGGUCAGGUUACAUCAGAAUCAGGUUAGAUCAGACUAGGUCAGGUUAGAUCAGACUAGGUCAGGUUACAUCCGAAUCAGGUUAGAUCAGACUAGGUCAGGAUACAUCAGAAUCAGGUUAGAUCAGACUAGGUCAGGUUAGAUCAGACUCAGGUUAGAUCAGACUAGGUCAGGUUACAUCCGAAUCAGGUUAGAUCAGACUAGGUCAGGAUACAUCAGAAUCAGGUUAGAUCAGACUAGGUCAGGUUAGAUCAGACUAGGUCAGGUUACAUCCGAAUCAGGUUAGAUCAGACUAGGUCAGGAUACAUCAGAAUCAGGUUAGAUCAGACUAGGUCAGGUUAGAUCAGACUCAGGUUAGAUCAGACUAGGUCAGGUUACAUCAGAAUCAGGUUAGAUCAGACUAGGUCAGACUCAGGUUAGAUCAGAAUAGAACAGACGUGUUCAGGUUAGAUCAGACUCAGAUUAGAUCAGACUAGGUCAGGAUAGGUUAGGUCAGGUUAGAACAGACUAGGUCAGGUUAGAUCAGACUCAGAUUAGAUCAGACUAGGUCAGGAUAGAUCAGGUUAGGUCAGGUUAGAACAGACUAGGUCAGGAUAGAUCAGGUUAGAACAGACUAGGUCAGGAUAGAUCAGGCUAGGUCAGGUUAGAUCAGACUAGGUCAGGUUAGAUCAGACUCAGGUUAGAUCAGACUAGGUCAGGAUAGAUCAGGUUAGAACAGACUAGGUCAGGUUAGAUCAGACUCAGAUUAGAUCAGACUAGGUCAGGAUAGAUCAGGUUAGGUCAGGUUAGAACAGACUAGGUCAGGAUAGAUCAGGUUAGAACAGACUAGGUCAGGAUAGAUCAGGCUAGGUCAGGUUAGAUCAGACUAGGUCAGGUUAGAUCAGACUAGGUCAGGAUAGAUCAGAAGUAAUAAAAUGCACUUGGUCUUUGAUCAAAACCUAAAUCUGAUAUAGAUCAUGUUAAGGAAAUGAAUAAUGAUUGUAAUGAUGAGUCGUGAUGAACAACAUUAUCAAUAAACUGCUUUCCUACA
Oncorhynchus keta (chum salmon) is the source of this 3113-nucleotide messenger RNA. RefSeq names its product claudin-like protein ZF-A89. NCBI's taxonomy places the organism in Eukaryota, Metazoa, Chordata, Actinopteri, Salmoniformes, Salmonidae. The record is from RefSeq and is a predicted model, not a curated record. Gene Ontology annotation, molecular function: structural molecule activity. Gene Ontology annotation, cellular component: bicellular tight junction; plasma membrane. Gene Ontology annotation, biological process: bicellular tight junction assembly; cell adhesion. Bases 169 to 1221 code for a protein of 350 amino acids. The transcript is spliced from 2 exons.